This is a messenger RNA of Lotus japonicus, 558 nucleotides long. RefSeq lists its product as uncharacterized. Bases 1 to 558 code for a protein of 185 amino acids. Gene Ontology annotation, molecular function: zinc ion binding. NCBI's taxonomy places the organism in Eukaryota, Viridiplantae, Streptophyta, Magnoliopsida, Fabales, Fabaceae. The transcript is spliced from 2 exons. The record is from RefSeq and is a predicted model, not a curated record.
AUGGCCCAAAACCAAAAGGCAUGGAGCAGGCACGGUGGCCCAACAACGAGGAUGAACAACCAGAUGCGCGAAUCGACCCAGAACACACGAUUCAGUGCUCGAUCGUCCAGCUCCUGCACCCCAUGCCCAGAGAAAAGUUGUGGUUGUGGCAAACAAGUCAUUAUGUACAAGUCCAAUUCCAAGCUUAAUCCUGGAAAGUUUUUUUGGAGAUGUCCUGAUUGGAAAGAAAAUUGGACCUGUGGUUUCUUUGAAUGGGUCAAAGCUGAAGGUGAAGCUGAAAAUGAGGAAUCCUCUAAAGUGAAUGUAGAAUUGAAGAAUGUUGAAGACCUUACUGAGAUGAUGGACAAGAAAAUUGAUAAGCUGAGGGAAGAGCUGCAGGGAGACAUGGAGGAAAUCAUGCAGAGUGUGAUUGGUAAGAUCAUGGAAGACAAGAAUGAAAUGAAAGACAAGAAGAUUGCCAAGUUAAAGCUCAAACUGAAAAAUGAGGGCUUGAAGAGCAAUGUGUUGUUGGUGUUGUUAGUUUUAGGGUGUGCUGUAGUUUUGGCAAAGUAUUUCUAG